AGCUGAUACUUCUGCCUGAGCCACAAGUGCUGCUUGGAAAGGGCUCAGGUUGUUUUCACGGGGAGAACUCUGCAGAGAAGAGAAAAAGUUCAGCAGGACAACCAAGGAGCAGUAGAAACAGCCAGGAAAACGAACAGCCCUCACGUUUCCACACAGAACCCUCAUCAGAGUUCUCGCAUCCUAAAGUAUUCUGUGAGGUGCCACUUGACCGGAACUUUUCUCCUGCCUUUUCCUGUCUCCAACCAUCAUGACUGAGAUCACUGCUGAAGGCAAUGCAUCUACUACCACAACUGUCAUAGACAGCAAAAAUGGAUCUGUGCCCAAAUCCCCUGGAAGAACAUUGAAGAGGGCAGUGACGGAAGACAUAGUGACGACAUUCAGCUCUCCGGCUGCCUGGCUGCUGGUCAUUGCUCUGAUCAUCACCUGGUCAGCUGUUGCUGUUGUUAUGUUUGACUUAGUGGAUUACAAAAACUUUUCAGCAAGCUCUAUUUCCAAGAUGGGCUCAGAUCCUCUAAAACUUGUACAUGAUGCUGUGGAGGAAACUACAGACUGGGUCUAUGGCUUCUUUACUUUGUUGUCUGACAUCAUCUCGUCUGAGGGUGAUGAAGAUGAUGAGGAUGGGGACGAGGACACUGAUGAAGGAGAAAUAGAGGAACCUCCCUUGAAAAAGAAAGAAAUACACAAAGAAAAGACUGAAAAGCAGGAGAAACCUGAGAAGAAAAUACCAACCAAAGUUACACACAGAGAAAAAGAAAAAGAAAAAGAAAAAGUGAAAGAAAAACCUGAAAAGAAAGCAACUCACAAGGAAAAAAUUGAGAAAAAAGAAAAACCAGAAACAAAGGCAGUGGCAAAAGAAGACAAGAAAGCUAAGACUAAAGAAAAGAUCGAAGAAAAGAUUAAAAAGGAAGUGAAAAGUGGGAAACAAGAGAAAGUGAAGCAAACAGCUGCAAAAGUAAAAGAAGUACAGAAAACAUCACCUAAACCCAAAGAGAAGGAUGAGGAAGAGACUGCAGCUGUCUCCAAGCAUGAACAGAAAGAUCAGUAUGCAUUCUGUCGAUAUAUGAUUGACAUGUUUGUCCAUGGGGAUUUAAAACCAGGACAAAGUCCAGCCAUACCACUUCCAUUACCAACAGAACAAGCUUCCAAACCCUCUCCAGCUUCACCUACUCUUGAAGAAAAAGAAGAGGAAAAGAAGAAAGCUGAGAAGAAAGUGACUUCAGAAACAAAAAAGAAAGAGAAAGAAGAUGUCAAAAAGAAAACUGAGAAGGAAACUGUCACUGAGGUGAAAAAAAAAGAACCAGGGAAAACUCCUGAAGUCAAACAAGGAACUAUAAAAGCUGCAGCACAAGCAGCAACUAAAAAAGAUGAAAAGAAGGAAGAUUUCAAGAAAACAAAAACACUUGCAGAAGAACAACUCAAGGGAAAAAAACAGGAAAAGAAAGAAAAACAUGUGGAACCAGCAAAGUCACCAAAAAAGGAACAUUCAGCUCCAAGUGACAAACAAGUAAAAGCAAAAACUGAACAAGCCAAAGAAGAGACUGGUGCUGCCUCAACUAAAAAAGUUGUACCUGGAAAGAAGGAAGAGAAAACAACGAAGACAGUGGAGCAAGAAAUUAGAAAAGAAAUAUCUGGGAAGACUUCUCCUGUUCUGAAGGAUAAAGAGCCUAUUAAGGGGAAGCAAGUGAAGGUUCCAACUUCCCGGAAGGAAAAAGAACCUGAAAGUAAAAAAGAUCAAAAGAUGUCCAAAGCAGACAAAGAAGUCAAGCCUAAGCCUCCACAAACACAAGUGAAAAAGGAAGAGAAGCCAGAGUCACAAGUUAAGAAGGAAGCAAAACCAGCUUCAUCUGAAAAAACUAAAAUAUACAAACAAGACAUAGUGAAACCAGACAAGACUGUUUCUCAUGGUAAACCAGAAGAAAAAGUUCUCACUCAGGUAAAAGCUACCACAAUAGAAAAAACAGUCAAGCCCAAAUCAGCAAAAAAAGCUGAACAUCAAGAAACAGAAUCUCCACCUACAAAAACAGACAAACCAAAACCAAUUUCAAAGGAAACAUCAGGGGCUAUAGAAUCAGGGAAGAAGAAAAUUGAAAAUUCAAAAAAGGAAAGUAAAGAAAAAACAGAAAUGAAACAUCUUAAAGAAGAAAAAGUUCCAACAAGAGAAGAAAGUCUUCAAUCAGACAAUGAGACAAAAGCAGAAAAACCUACAAGAGUUUCAGAGGAUUUUGAAGAUGUACCAGCUUCAAAGAAAGUUAAAGAAGAAGCUGAAGAUGUGUCUUCCACAAAGAAGCAAAAAAGCCCCAUCAGUUUCUUCCAAAGUGUCUACUUGAAUGAAUACAAUGGCUAUGGAUUUCAGUUUCCUGUCACUCCUGCACAACGCCCUGCAGAAAACUCUGACCAACCCAGUUCUCCAGGACAGGAGCAACAAGAACAAUAGACACAUCUGUACAACCCUUACAAAUGCUUUAAAAACCUUGAAAACAGAAUCUUCUUUUUGUUCACAAUGGCAUAGGCAACUGAAAUCACGUAAUCUGGGGAAUUUCUUUGAAAAUAUUGUACUCUUCUGCCUGGUGUAGAGAGAAAACAUGAGCAAAGCAAUAAGCAGACAUGUUGAAGGAUCUGGAGCUCAAGAAUCUGUUAUUUGUAUUUGUUACCAGGCAUGGGUACUUCUAUGUUUUUAUUUCUACUCACUAUAGGAUUGUUCAUAAUUUAACGCGUACUAAAUACGGUAUUUUAAAUGUAAGUGACACAAUUACAAAAUGAAAUUCCUGACUUCAGUUAGAUAUUUAUUUUUAAAGGAAAACACAGACUAUGUUUCGAGUUUAAAGGGUAUAGGCACUUACAUAAAUGCUACUCUUUUACUUCAUAUGGGUAUCUAAACUCAAUUUACUCAGUAAAUUGAUGUUUAAUUGUUUUAUUUAUGUCUAUUUCCAAUUUAGUUGCGGCUAUGCUCUAAGAAUGGGUAACAGCUGCACCCAAGAGUGUUGUAAGUUCUUCAUGAUGUUCUUCUAGCUCAAAAUAUCUCUGAACUUUAGACAUGGAGUAGAAAUCUUUUGAUAAAUCUUAUCUCUGAGAUUUGUCUUGAAUUACAACUAGGUCAUUCACUCCAUUGGAAAUACACCAUCCAAUUGACAGGUCUUUUAAAUCAUUUGUUUAAAAUAUAAGCAAAUGAGAUGUAGUAUUUUCAUAUUUCUCCAGACUGUGUCCUAAUGAAAAUGUCACCUUGAUGAAAUUUUAGAUCAAUCACUACAUUUGUGUGACAUCUGCAAAAGAAUUUUCAUUUCACUUGAAUAGGAUCAUUCUAUGGAGUAAAUGGGUUUUCUUUCUAAAAAUGGAAAAAUAUGAAUGUCAUCAAAGUUGAAGGAACAUGUUUUAACCAUAAGUAUUUCAUGAGAUGUCUUACUUGUUUUAUAGGUCAUUGGUUAUCAGUGCUGAUGAAAUGCAUUGACAAUCUUUCAUGUACCUGAAAAUGCAUCAUUGGGAAUGACUAUUAUGGUUUUGUCACCUUUUUGUCUCCCAGUGAUAUAAACACUUAUAUUCUUUACUACAUUUUUCUAUUAACUCUACAAGUCAUGCUACUGUGACUUUAUCAUGUUUACAGUUGCAAAACUCAAUGUAUGACAACUUGACUCAGAAAAUAAAUUGAGUUAUUCUUUCUGGUAUUAUAAUCACCUUCUGGUGAGGUAGACAGAAUCAAUACUGGCCAAGUGAUUUAUUUUCAAGGACUGCAACUAACUAAAUUCUUUAAGUCCAAGAUUUAGAACACUGUUUUAUUCAAAUAUCAUCUGGCUAGGACAUCAGUAACAUAUUCAUUAUUAAUAAUGGAUUUUUAGUGACUUUGGUGAGAGAAGUUGGUCUCAGCCACAUGCUGGCCGGUGGACCUAACUUACACCACAGAAGGCAAUGCUAUAAUGAACCAAGAUUAAUGACACUUCUUAUGGGGGGACAAGAAGGCUGGAAGUGUGUGCCUUCAGUAUUGACCACAUGGUGCCAUCUUGUAAAGCCCCUUCAUGUAGCAAUGAAAAUUAGUGGGUAGGACAGUAGAUAAAGUUUAUUGCUCAACUUCUCCUCCAGCUUGUCUAAUUGAGGAGGAAAAUAAUACAGAAUAAAUAUGAUAGGUUUUUAGAUUUCAGAGAGCAGAGUGGCUUGUCCAUUAAUUCUUCCAUUCAGUGGCUAUAAAUUGAGCACUUACUCUUUCCAGGGCACUGUGUUAGGCACUGAACUGUUUAAGAAAAAUGUCAGAGAGAAAUCUACUCCCAGUGCUAUCCUGACACAAUAAGCCUUGAAAAAUUUACUAAACAUGCUAUACUUAUUUCCCCAUGUAUAAAAUAGCAAUUUCAGGGCAAACAACCUAACACUUCACAGAUGUACUGUGGAGACUGACAAAAUAUCCUAAUGAGGUUAUGACACCAAAAUAAAUUUCUGAAAUAAUACUUUUGAAUGUGAUGCUAAUUUUCCCUCUGGGUGCUUUUGUACAUUGUAUCAUUGUUUCACUCUCUUUAUGGAAACUAUGUGAUAAAAGGUAAAUUAUUAUAUAUUAUAAUUAGGAUUUUAACAAAUCAAUUAUGAUGUAAACAACAUUAAUAAUAAUUGUUAAGGUUUAUUUGUUUGAAGUUACAAUGAUGAUAGCACUUGAAAAAUAUUAAGUGAACUUUCAUCUGUUUGUACAAUUCCAUCAAAUAAAUUAUUCCUAGUUCUUUCAAGUUUG
Molecule: messenger RNA, 4705 nt
Organism: Manis javanica (Malayan pangolin)
Lineage: Eukaryota; Metazoa; Chordata; Mammalia; Pholidota; Manidae
Source: RefSeq, a predicted model, not a curated record